Messenger RNA from Conger conger (European conger), 3519 nucleotides. RefSeq names its product interphotoreceptor matrix proteoglycan 1b (gene impg1b). The coding region runs from base 1 to 3519 and encodes 1172 amino acids. The record is from RefSeq and is a predicted model, not a curated record. The transcript has 23 exons. NCBI's taxonomy places the organism in Eukaryota, Metazoa, Chordata, Actinopteri, Anguilliformes, Congridae. Gene Ontology annotation, biological process: visual perception.
AUGCAGGGCAGCCUUAAUAACGAGAGCUGGAGUGAGCUGGUAAUCCUCCUGCAGGAGAAAGGGAGCGAGGAGAACACAACACGGCCCCUGCCGUGUGCCCCGGAUCUACAGAAAUGCGGCUGGCCUCACAGGGUGCCCCAACACCUCCCUGCCUGCCAGCCUGAGAAAUUGGCACAACCGAAAGUUUGUCACGGGACGUCCAAGCCACUGCAAUCAAAGGACCCCCUGAGCAGCAUUAUUGCGUAUUUCCGUGAGAUUGGUGGAGAGUCCAGAAAUCUAGGUGGAGCAGAUACUUUGUCUGAAGUCAGAAACAUGUACAACAAAGAUUUAAUGAAGCUUCUGAGGACAGCUAAGCAGAUGGAAAACAUCAAGGUAACCUCUGAAUUGGGAAGACACAGAACAAGGAGGUCUACGUUUUAUCAGUCUGGCGUGAAAGUCUGCCCUCAGGAAACCAUCAAAGAGGUCAUGUCCAGUCAUAGAGCAUACUACAAACUGAGAGUUUGUCAGGAGGCAGUUUGGGAGGCUUUCCGCGUCUUUCUGGACCGGCUCCCGAGCAACGAGGAGUAUCAGAGGUGGGUGUUCACCUGCCAGCAUGAGCCCCUCUGCCUGGAUGACCUGGCCAGAAAUUUCAGCCACUCCCAAGAGCACAUUGACAUGGUGCAUAAGAGAGUGGUCUCUGCGGCGGACCAGCUGCAGAAACAAGAGGGAGUCACCUCAGAGCCUGGACCUACAGGGCAUCCUAGUCCUGAGAUAGCAGGACCUGGGGAAUCAACCACAGCAAGGGCUUAUCCUGACCCCGUUCCCAGUGACAUCAUCGGUAAUACUCAGGGCACUGACCUUCCCAACAUUGUGCCAGAGAUGAUGGUGGAACAAGUGGUGGAGUUCAGCAUCACCAUUGUGGACCCUGGUUACAGUGAAUUGUUGAACGACCCUGACACAGCCCAGUACCAUGAUUACACCCGCAGUCUGCAUGAUCAGAUGGUGCUUGUGUUUGAAAAGCUUCCAGGAUUUAAAGAGAUACGAGUUUUGGGAUUCAGAUCUGGGGGAGAAACAGUGCGCUAUGCUGUGGUGUUUGAGACCGACUUUGUCUUUCCGGGCCCAAGUCUGAAGGAGAUGGUGGCCAUGGCCCUAAGCGAGCAGGUCUCCUUGCCUGUAGACAUACAGUCGCUUAGCUUUGAGCCAGAUAAUCUGCCACAGCCGACCAUGCCAAUAGUCCCAGAAAUUGCUGAAGAGCUAAAUAGAGCUUCUCCAGAGCCGGACUCCCACAAUGAGCUGACAGUGGCUACACCUCAGCCAGAAGACGAAGUAGAAAAGCAUCAUGUCCGUGUCUCUCUUGCCCCUGUUGCAAGAGAAAAUGACCUGAGGACCCUCCUGGACCCCACAGCCAUUCCAGAAGAGGAGCAAGUGAAAGAAAUUAGCAUCUCUGAGGUUGGUAGCAUCUUCUCUUCCCACGAUGUGGCCCCUGAGCACGGCACGGUGAUGUUCAAUAGCGUCAUUCCGGACCCUGAGGUCAGAGGGACAACGCCCGAAGCCGUCACACAUAUUCCUAUGACCGUGCCAUCAGCAACCCUUUCCUUGGCAGACGAGGUUGGCACAGACAGUGCGGCAGAGCCACCCAGCACCACUACAUUUUUGUCACCCGUGGUUGAGCAGCCACCAGCAAGCGAUAAGCCAACUUUACUCCCGCAGCCUGAAGGGGGCGCUGAGGAAGCAGACUCAGUGGAGGAUGGACACUCUCCUGUGGACCCUGGGGUUGCAGAACCUGAAGGUGAAAUCAUUGUUCUGGAUGAACCGACAGACACCAUUGAGGAUGGAAGUGUUCCAGAGGUGACCUCCAUGCCAGAUAUCGGUGUAGAAGAGAUGCCAUCAAUCACGAAGACCGAUUCUUCAAAGGACAGUGAAGGAGAGGCAGACAUUGUACUGUUGGACAAUAGCCCCAUGCUUCCAGAAGUCACAGCUACCUCUCCUACAGAUCUGGAGCACCUCGAAGCUCCAUUAACUGAGUCCCAUUUAAAUACAGUCGAACUCGCAAGAGGACCCCCAACAGUCGCUGUGACAGAUUUCAAAAUGGAGCCAGAGGAGGUGUUCACCACAGAGGCCAUUGUUACAGUAACAGAAGAGCUUGCAGUUCAAGACCAGGAGGAUCAACCUCCUCCCACCAGUCCGUGGUCUCCGUCGGGCAAUGAGGGCACAGAGGGCAUCAUGGGGGAUCUGGAUGGUGAGAGCAUGGAAAGCAAUGGUGUGCUGGACCCCUCUGAGACGGGCGAUCGCCCCUUCGAGUCCACGCCACCCCCCCCUCUCAAAUACCUGACCACACCCUCGAUGACCACGGCCAGCAAGGGCAAAGAGUUAGUGGUUUUCUUUAGCUUGCGAGUCACUAACAUGAAUUUUUCAGACGACCUUUUCAACAAGAGCUCCUCCGAGUACCAAUCACUGGAGAAUACGUUUCUGGAACUGACACAGUUCUCACAGCCCACUGACAGGCCAAACCCAGAAGCCUCACAGAGAUUUGAAAGUGGGAAGCAGAGGACAUUAGCCUCCAUUCCGCUUCUCCCUUACCUGCAGUCUAAUUUAACCGGAUUUAAAGAGUUAGAGAUACUCAACUUCAGGAAUGGCAGUGUUGUGGUCAACAGCAAGAUGAAAUUUGCCAAGUCUGUACCAUAUAACAUCACAGAGGCAGUGCACUGUGUUCUUGAGGACUUUUGCAACGCAGCAUCUAAACGCCUGGACAUUGAGAUUGACAGCCGUUCCCUGGACAUUGAACCCGCCGAUCGAGCAGACCCUUGCAAGUUUUUAGCCUGCAACGAGUACUCUCAGUGUGUGGUGAACAGAUGGACCAAGGAGGCAGAGUGUCUCUGCGAUCCGGGGUACAGAACUGAAGAUGGCCUCCCCUGUCAGAGUGUCUGCAGCCUCACGCCGGACUACUGUCUCAACGGCGGGCAGUGUGAGAUACUCCCAGGUCACGGAGCUACUUGCAGGUGUCCUGUCGGGGAAUACUGGCAGUAUAAUGGAGAACGCUGCUCUGAGAUGGUUUCCUUGUCCUUAGAUCCCAUGCUUAUCGUAGCAGGCAUUGUGGGGUCCCUCAUUCUUGUUUUUGCCAUCAUAGGGAUCUUGAUAUGCAUUAACAAGAAAUGCAUUGGGACCAGAAAGACAGUGACUUUGAUCCACACUCACAGCCCUUUUGCACUCGGGAGCACUACAAGGCUGAACCCGGUUUUUGAAAACGACACUGGUGUCUUGACUCAGUUUAGCAGCUCGUAUUGCACAUCGAGCACAGGAGCCGGUUCCUCCAGGUGCUCUCAGCAAGACAUAUUACACACGAUUGAGAACAUAAACCUCAGAAUCGAGAUACCCGGGCAAGUCUACACAGCCCGAACAGACGACCUAGUGCCAGAGAUGGUUGAUUUGCACCACUGUAUACCACAUAAAGAGACAUGGAGAUUAUCUAACGACUGCAAGACUUCCUGUUGUCUCCUGAGAGCGUCGGAUAAUGAGUGUGGUGAAGUGACCGUUUUGUGA